Molecule: messenger RNA, 2149 nt
Organism: Bemisia tabaci
Lineage: Eukaryota; Metazoa; Arthropoda; Insecta; Hemiptera; Aleyrodidae
Product: mandelamide hydrolase
Molecular function (GO): catalytic activity
Source: RefSeq, a predicted model, not a curated record
GAGUGCAAUCGAGUCUUCUUUGGAAGAAAAAAAUGCAAGGCUCAACAUUCCUUGUGGUAAGAGGGCCAAAAUCCCAAUAACAACGCUUUUUGCACAAUGGACCUUUAUCAUAUAUCCAAACAUUUACCUCUCUAUACCAUUGUGCGACGACGCGACGCCUAGGGCGAAUGCAUAUUCUCUUUCCCACUCAUUUCUAUCUCAAGUAUUGCUUAUCUGGUUGUCUAAAGUUCGUCUGUUGGAAUGAGAUUGUUGACAUCUUUGUACUACGGAACGCUGAGUCGUGUUGUUCCUUUCAACCAGUAACGUGAGGUGAAGACGCACCCGGCCAUUGUCUUUCGUCAGUAAGUGAAAUUAAGCAGUUCCGCAAAAUAUAGUGAAAUCUUUCAUGGUGCAGAUACUAAACUUUGCCUUCAAUCGAAGGUAACUAGACUUUUAAUGAAAGUUGAAAAACGGGUGUCCAUGCCAUUUUUUCUUUUACGCUGUAAAAUUCUCGAUCCGUGCUUGACAACGUCUCAGCCAUGAGUCAAAACCUUCAAGAAAUCCAGAUUACAGACAACUCGAGCUGGUCUGCUGAUGAGACGAUUGCUGCUAUCAAAAUCAAGAGCGUGACCGUCCGAGAAUACAUCUCGAGUGUCUUGAACCGUGCAGAAAAGACCAAAUCAUUGAACGCUUUCAUCAACUUGCUACCUGACUACGCUCUGUCCACUGCGGACAAAAUAGACAGCGCCAUAGCUGCCGGUAAUCCACCACCUCUUGCCGGUCUGGCGAUCGUCGUCAAAGACAACAUCAACUUGGCCGGAUUUCCCACGACUGCCGGAACAGCCGCUCUGCAGCACCACCGGCCGUCCACAACAGCACCCAGCCUCGAGAAACUCAUCGCCGCUGGGGCAAUAGUAAUCGGAAAGACGAACUUGCACGAGCUAUCAUUCGGGGUCACCAGCACAAACCUCCAACCAUUCGCCGGCCCAGCACGGAAUCCAUACGACAAACACAGAAUUCCUGGUGGAUCCUCAGGUGGUACAGCUGUGGCAAUCGCCGCUCGGGUGGUCACUUGUGGACUGGGCACGGACACAGCUGGCUCUGUGAGAAUCCCAGCAGCUUUGACUGGUAUCGUCGGUUAUCGUCCAUCUGUAGGAAACGGAGGCAGCCAGCGCCGAUACAACGACGACAGAACCGUUGUGCCCAUCAGCCCCACUUGCGACACGAUCGGACCCAUGGGGCGAAGUGUCGCAGAUAUAACAUUACUGGAUUCCAUCAUCACAGGUCGAUCGCGCGUUGAAAUAACUGAUCUGCAUGGUCUACGUAUCGGGGCGCCCACCGGACUGUGGUCCGAACUUGAUGAAGAAGUUCAGAAAUCUGCCUUGGAAGCUAUCCAGAGGCUUCGCGAAGCUGGUGUGAUCUUAGUUCGCGACGACAUUCCUGAGCUUUUGGCAUUGAAUAAGGCUGUAGCGAAUGUAAUUUUCUUUCAUGAAAUUUUGACGGCCAUUCCUGAUUAUUUGACAACGUCGAACGUUAGGGGUAUUGAUUUAAAGGAUAUUGUCAACGAAAUCGCUAGUCCAGAUGUAAAAGCUAUAUUCGAAACGAGUAUUUUAAAUGGUGGUCACGAAAAAACAUAUAGGGAUGUUAUGAAAGACAGUCGCCCUGCUCUGCAGCAAUUAUAUGCCGAUUACUUCUCUCAAAAGCAAGUUGAGGCCAUUAUAUUUCCGACGACAAUUUUUCCCGCGGCACGGAUGGAUCAGUUUCAAAGUUUUGGCGACGAUUCUAUCGACGAAAGUCUUGCUAUUAGCACCCUCGAACUUUUUAACAGAAAUACAUGUCCUGCUGGGACCGCUGGCUUACCCGGUUUGAGUAUUCCGGUGGGGCUGACGUCAAAUGGCCUGCCAAUCGGUAUCGAGAUCAAUGGUCCUAUUGGCAGUGAUGAUCGCCUUCUCGCUAUUGGACUUGCUGCAGAAAAGAUCUUAGGUUCCCUUCCACCACCGGAAAUUUGUUAGCUUUUUAUGUAAAACUGUCAGAAACAUUGGUAAUAAAGUAAAACAGGUUAAAUCAAAUACGCGUGUUUGAUUGUAAAAAAUUGAUCUUAUUACAAAAAAAUAUUUUGUCUAUAGAACGAUUUUCGGCUCCCUACCAGCUCCGAAGUUGUUUUAGUACU